Darwinula stevensoni is the source of this 1966-nucleotide messenger RNA. The record is from the annotation of a GenBank genome assembly. NCBI's taxonomy places the organism in Eukaryota, Metazoa, Arthropoda, Ostracoda, Podocopida, Darwinulidae.
AGAUCUUCCAUGUCUCUCAGUACAAGCAAUGUCCCACAAUUACGUUGUUACGUGUCAGAAGCCCACAGCAGUGAAUGCUUGUGCUACAGGCAACUUUGUUUCCCAAGAGGAGUUGAAUCUAGUUCUAGCCAAGAACAAUUACUUGGAAAUCUAUGUUGUCCGCCCAGAGGGUCUACAGCUUCUCAAGGAAAUCAACCUAUAUGGACGAGUUUCUGUAAUGAAAUUCUUCCGUCCAGAACAUGAAAAUAAGGACCUCCUCUUCAUAAUAACCCAACGUUACAAUGUGAUGAUACUGGAAUGUGUUCGGGAAGAGGAUGACUUUGAGAUAAAAACAAAGGCCCAUGGCAAUGUGAAGGACUCCAUUGGGAACCAAUCAGAAACGGGGAUAAUUGCAAUCAUUGACCCCACAGGACAUGUGAUUGGUCUCAGACUCUGUGAUGGCAUUUUCAAAGUGAUCCCCUUGGAGAAGGAUAACACAGAACUCAAAGCAUUCAAUCUCAGUUUGGAAGAGCUCGUGAUUCAGGAUAUGGCCUUCCUCUCUGACUGUUCUGUGCCAACAAUUAUCUUCAUUCAUCAAGAUCAGAAUGGUCGUCAUGUCAAGACUUAUGAGAUAUGCCUCAAGUCAAAGGAAUUCAAAAAGGGUCCCUGGAAGCAAGAUAAUGUGGAGACAGAGGCAUCAUUAGUCAUUCCUGUCCCGUUGCCCUUUGGAGGUGCUCUAAUUGUUGGAGAAGAAACUAUAACAUACCACAAUGGCUCUUCUUACAUCCCAGUUGCUCCUCCUGUCAUCAAACAUAGCACCAUUUCGUGCUAUUGUCAAGUGGAUCCAGUGAGAUAUCUCCUUGGAGGCUUCCUUGGAAAACUUUACAUGCUCAUUCUUGAGAAGGAAGAAAAAAUGGAUGGUUCCCAUGUCAUCAAGGAUCUGAAAGUUGAAUACCUUGGGGAAAUCAGCAUUCCUGAAUGUUUGACAUACCUUGACAAUGGGGUGGUCUAUGUUGGAUCACGUCUGGGAGAUUCUCAGCUGGUGAAGUUGAAUGAGGAGCCUGAUGAAAAUGGAUCCCAUGUUACCAUGUUGGAAUCUUUUUUGAAUUUGGGUCCAAUAGUCGACAUGGUUGUUGUCGAUUUGGAACGCCAGGGACAAGGUCAACUUGUCACUUGUUCAGGAGCCUAUCAAGAAGGUUCUCUGAAGAUAAUCCGGAAUGGGAUUGGGAUACAGGAGCAUGCCAAUGUUGAUGAUCUGCCUGGUAUCAAGGGGAUGUGGCCAUUGCGUGUUGCCACACAAGAAACCUUUGACAACAUGCUUGUCCUUUCCUUUGUUGGGCAGACUCGUGUACUUGAGAUUUGUGGUGAAGAACUUGAAGAGACAGACUUGCCAGGCUUUGUUGCAGAACAUCAAACGAUCUGGAGUGCCAAUGUCCACCACCAGCAGAUUAUGCAGGUGACUUCUCAGUCAGCAAGGUUGGUGGAUGCACAAACAAAGCAGCUCACUGAUGAAUGGAUACCUCCAGGGGGGAAAACCAUCACAGUCGUGUCUGGGAACACCAAACAAGUCCUUUGUGCAUGUGGGACAGACCUCUUCUACUUGGAAAUUACAAAAGGCAAAUUGAUUCAGAAAGGGUCCAUGUUAGGGGAAACAGAGAUAGCUUGUGCUGACAUCUCUCCUGUCAUCCCAGAAACAACAGUGGCACAGGUAGCAGCAAUUGGACUCUGGGAUCUCAGUCUCAAGAUACUUCAGAUACCUGAGUUGUCAGAGAAGCACCGAGAGGAGUUAGGUGGAGAAACUAUCCCUAGGUCUAUCCUCAUGAUUUCCUUUGAGGGAAGCUUCUACCUGCUUUGUACUCUUGGAGAUGGAGUUCUCUGCUACUAUGUCUUCAACCCGCAACUUGGCCUCCUCGGAGACAAGAAGAAGGUAGGAUCCACUAUAAAUGCUUCCAGCUUUCAUGACUACUGUGUGAUAGAUGGUUAUUGA